AUGGCGGUGCCGCUGCUGACUCAGAAGAUCGUGAAGAAGCGGGUCAAGCAGUUCAAGAGGCCCCACCUCGACCGCUACAAGUGCCUCAAGCCAAGCUGGCGCAGGCCCAAGGGUAUCGACUCCCGUGUCAGGCGGAAGUUCAAAGGAUGCACCUUGAUGCCUAACAUUGGAUAUGGCUCUGACAAUAAGACCAGGCACUAUCUCCCCAACAAGUUUAAGAAGUUUGUCGUGCAUAAUGUAUCCGAGCUGGAGUUGCUUAUGAUGCACAACAGGACAUACUGUGCUGAAAUUGCACACAAUGUGUCCACUAAGAAGCGUAAGGAAAUUGUGGAGCGAGCUGCUCAGCUUGACGUUGUGGUCACCAACAAACUUGCCCGUCUCCGCAGCCAGGAGGAUGAGUAA
Molecule: messenger RNA, 402 nt
Organism: Miscanthus lutarioriparius
Lineage: Eukaryota; Viridiplantae; Streptophyta; Magnoliopsida; Poales; Poaceae
Source: the annotation of a GenBank genome assembly